UGCCUCCAUGGAACCAUAACACCCACUUCCCUGAGAGCCAGUGACCAGCCCAGCUGUGGUGCCCCACCAUACCACCAGGCCAGGAGAGGAAGAAAUCAGGCACGAGGAGCUGCAGCCAUGACCGAGCUUUUCCCUGGCUUCCUCCUCGCACUGUCUCCGGAUCUUGUGUACUUCCAGAAGGAUGAAAUCAUUAAAGUUUGGGACUGUGUGUCUGAGUGCUAUCGCCAAGACCUGGUGCUGAAGAAGAGAGUUGGACUGAUGGGCCUGGGUACCAUCCACAUUAUGAAAAGGCCUAUCUGGCAUGGAGAAGGGGAAGGUUUCAUGGCCGACAGUCCAGAGUUCAAUCUGAGCAAGCCCUUUCUGGUGGGGAAGAAGCUCCUCCAUGGGAAAAGCCCUGUGCCUGGUCUCUCCAAAGCAGACGAGUUAAUCUGUGCUGAGGUGGCCUUGCGCCUGCACAAACCCAAGGCCACCAUCGUGACGUGCAUCAAGGCCACACUAAAGAUCUGUGAGUGGGCCUUGUCCAGUGGCCAGAACUUCGACUUUGUGUUCAAGGACAUUGGCAUCCUGGUCUGCCGGGGAAACCACGUGGUCAUGAGGUUCUUUGAAGACUUGGUCCGGGAGGUGGCUCAGUCACAGUGCCUGGCAGAAGGUUUGCUCCAGUCACCAAAUCUGAAGCCAUUAUUCAUAGGCCACAUGGAAAAGGACAUUUCCCAGAUCCCUCCUGGAGGUGUUUUUGUGCUGCCACACUUUGUGCAGGCAGAUGGGAAGUCCCAGCCACAUCCUAUAAGUGCUUCCCUACAAGGCCCUGGAACCACAAGCAAAACCAGCACCAAGCGCCAAACAACUCCGGGGAACCUUCCCAGCCAACGCCUCUUUCUUCGUCCACGUCUUUCUCCAAGUCAGAUUUAUGAUGUGAAAGCAAUGGGAAGAGAAAAGAAAAAGGGUGAUGGUGGAGUGCAGAGAGGGAGUUUGCUGCCUCCAAUUGAGAACUCUGUGAAGAAGGGCAGAGCCACCAAGGGGAUGGAAGCACCCAAAGCUGGGCUGGCAGCUCCCACCAGGCAGCAAAAACAUGUCCAGCUUCCACCCCUGGCAGAGCAGAAGCAUCUGGGGAAGGCUGCUGCCUUCUGUCCUGGAGGAUUUGAAAGGCUCAGGAAGGAGAGAGCGGCUGCUGUGGCAGGAGUGACUGCUGCUUUGUCCCCAGAGAGAAAGGAGGGGAAGACACCAUCCCCUUGUGGAGGACGACCACAGCCAAGGACUCCACGAGCAAAACAGGUCCUCCUAAAUCGGCAGCCGUACAAAGUUGCCCGGGAACAGUGCAUGAAGGCCUUGCAGAUCAACAAGUUACGGGAAUGGUCCGAUGACAAUUCCCUCGCUCCUGAUCUACCUGAGCUUGGUGAAGCAGCUGGAGGUCAGUGAAGAGAGAACAGCAGAACUCCAUUGACACGGGGGCAGCCACACAGCACCAUGGAAAAAGGAAUAAAGACCUAGAAUUCUGUCA
Molecule: messenger RNA, 1498 nt
Organism: Cyanistes caeruleus (blue tit)
Lineage: Eukaryota; Metazoa; Chordata; Aves; Passeriformes; Paridae
Cellular component (GO): microtubule organizing center
Source: RefSeq, a predicted model, not a curated record